GGAGACGGCUGUGAGCUAUUCAUGGAGCAUUCCUUCAUAUCUGAAGAUGGAAGACAAGUAUUUGUCUUGACGUCGGACACUCUAUCCGUUGAAAAAGUAACUGAGUCUGUGUCUGCGUCGGAAUCGGGCGCCAUCGCCUCUUUUUGUGGUAUCACCCGAAAAUACAACCAUGGAAAGGAAGUAAAGUUUCUAGAAUAUGAGUCAUAUUUUGCAAUGGCUCUUUCUGAGUUGAGAAAGCUUGCUGAAGAGAUACGCUCUCACUGGAAAGUUGAAGGGAUCUCGAUAUGGCAUCGGCUUGGAAGAGUAGGUGUUGGAGAAAUAAGUGUGGUAAUAGCAGUUUCCUCUGUCCAUAGGAAAGAAGCUUUGGAAGCUUGCCAUUUUGCCAUAGACCAGUUGAAAGCAAGAUGAACCUGAAUGGCGCCAAAACUC
Molecule: messenger RNA, 429 nt
Organism: Galdieria sulphuraria
Lineage: Eukaryota; Rhodophyta; Bangiophyceae; Galdieriales; Galdieriaceae
Product: molybdenum cofactor biosynthesis protein E
Exons: 5
Coding region: 22-408 (128 amino acids)
Biological process (GO): Mo-molybdopterin cofactor biosynthetic process
Cellular component (GO): cytosol
Source: RefSeq, a predicted model, not a curated record